UUGCCUGCGCCUUGACGCAGCUCCGGGAGAAGAUGCUUUGUAGGAGAGAUAUUUUGACAUGAACGUGUUAUUUUAUUUUAUUACACGCCCGUCCUCCCACAGAGCGUGUUGGUGUAACUCGGCCAUGAAGACUUAAAGGCUCGUGUCGUCGCUUCGCAGUGUUCAGGAGGGUGUCAGCGAUGCAGCGCAUGCUCUGCAAGUUCAUCUCGUCCCUGCCGGCCGAGGAUCAUCAUCAUCAGCAUCAUCAGCACCAUCAUCAUCAGCGCAGCGUCUUGUAUAGCAAAGCCAUCGAGUGGAGAUGUUAGUGAGCGUCUGCAGGGAUCCUCGGCCCUGGAGCUCUCCGGCGGGUCGAGCUGAGGAGGCCUGAGCUCGUCUCCAGCCCUCCGGAUCGGAUGGUGGCAGAAGGCAAAGUGUGCAUGACCAGAUGAACAAGAGGCGGUCCAGCCUGCGCUGCAGAUAAGCAGCAGAAGCUGUGAGUCAACUCUCUUAUUGGUGACAUUGUUGCCGUUUUUUUGUUGUUUUUUGAGCCUCUUCGUGUGCCAGACUGUAUUUGUGGCGAGUCCAUGUUCUUAUUAAUAAUAGAUGUAAUGGGCUGCAGCCCCUGAACUGUGAAUGUAGACUUGGAACUGGGGCGUUUUUUUUUUGUAUUUUUCUGUCGCCUAAAAGACAAGGAAGGUUUGAUUGGAAGCGAUGGCCGACCACGAGGAAGCGGAGUUGUCCGAGUCCCUCCAGAAGGGGGACGGGUUCUCCAGCGAGCCCGAGGAACCCGGCACGCACUUCCAAUCUAAAAGUCUGCCCGUUCUAACCGAAGAAGCGCCUCAAGAGGAAAUGUUGCUGGCCAGUUCUGCGUCCAUAACCGCGGAAGAGAACGCUGAAUUCAUCCAGCUCUCGGGCAAGACCGAGUCCUUCCAGCCGGAGCCCCCGACCAGAACGAACUACCAGCCCAAGCCGGGGAAGUCGGCGCUGAACAGGCCGAGCUCGUACAUGGAGAACACGGAGAACCGGAGGAGUAAAAACACGGCGAGAAGGAAGCCGCCGGGUAUUUUUGCCUCCAGGCUGGCUCGCCUACGACUGCCCAGCAGGAAGUCCCUGAGCGUCUUCAUCCAGGACUCUCGCUGCUUCCUGUUCUGCAUGUGCUACCUGACGUUCAUCCAGUCGCUCAUGGUGUCCGGCUACCUCAGCAGCGUCAUCACCACCAUCGAGAAGCGCUACAGCCUGAGGAGCUCCGAGUCGGGCCUCCUCGUCAGCUGUUUCGACAUCGGGAGCCUCCUGGUGGUCGUCUUCAUCAGCUACUUCGGUGGGCGGGGCCAGAGGCCUCGCUGGCUGGCGGUGGGUGGCAUCUUCAUCGCGGUGGGUGCCGCCCUCUUCUCCUUACCUCACUUCAUCUCGCCGGCCUACCAGAUCCAGGAGGUCAACUCGUCCUCCGGCAACGAGGGCCUCUGCAUGAACAGCAUCGGCAACGCCAGCAGCAGGGACCGCGUCGACAUCACUUCCUGUCCCCGAGACCAGGAGGGCAACGAGCACAACCUGUACGUGGCCCUGUUCGUCAUCGCCCAGAUCCUGGUGGGCAUGGGGUCCACGCCCAUCUACACGCUGGGACCCACCUACCUGGACGACAACGUCAAGAAGGAGAAUGCCUCGCUGUAUCUGGGUAAGAGUCUGUGUGACAGUGAGGGUUGUUGGGUACCGGUGUCUCUUGUUGUUGUUGUUGUUGUUGUUGAUAGAAAACAGCUGUCAUUCACAUCCAGCAUGUUGCAGCAACUGAAACUACGUUACAGUUUAGUAGAAACUAGGAUCAUAAAAGUCACAGUUCGGAUCAGCACAAAAGAAAGUGAACCUCCGUUGGUUAGCCGUUAGCGGUUAAACUGUUGCCAGUCACUGAGUGGGCUCCAGUGCUUUGCUCAAAGGCACAUCAGCAGUCAGGAUGUGGAAGCAAUAGGCAGAAAAAGUUCCUGUCGCACCCGUUUCUGCCACUGCCGUGGCCGACAGGUCUACGGUCCCCCCCCCCCCCUUCCACAUACUUCCCCUGAAGUUCUCGCCUCAGUGGACUCAAACAAGGUAAAGCCUAAUUAACCAACAAAUGAGAGUUGGGUUAUGAAAGAGAGGAGGGGAGGCGGAGGGAAUAGGGGAAGGUCUUUUGUGCAUUCCUG
Messenger RNA from Anarrhichthys ocellatus (wolf-eel), 2150 nucleotides. Its product is annotated as solute carrier organic anion transporter family member 5A1-like. The record is from RefSeq and is a predicted model, not a curated record. Lineage: Eukaryota; Metazoa; Chordata; Actinopteri; Perciformes; Anarhichadidae. The coding region runs from base 691 to 1857 and encodes 388 amino acids. Gene Ontology annotation, cellular component: basolateral plasma membrane. The transcript has 2 exons. Gene Ontology annotation, biological process: transmembrane transport; sodium-independent organic anion transport.